AUGGGUAAAAACGAAGGACAACGAAAGCCAAAGAGUCAGAAGGGAGCCAUCACAUCAAGCCAAGCCGCUUCGAUUGUUUCAUCAUCAUCAUCAUCAUCGGGUGGUGGUAAUUUGGGCUUUGGAAGCUCUCUGAUGGAAGCAUUCAAUAGAAAAGCUGGUGUUGGAUCUUCAUCAGUAGGAUCAGCCUCAUCGGACUCUACUCUCGAUUCGACCGUUCAAUCCUAUUUGAAACAUUUGAACAAGAGAGAUCCAACCACCCGAAGCAAGGCUUUGCAAUCACUCACACAAUACAUUUCGGAGAAAGAAGAAGAAGAGCAAAUCUCAAUCUGCAAACAAAUACUUCCACAUAUGGAAGAGGUGUUUAAACGUAUUGCCGUUCUCGAUCUUGACAGAAAAGUUCGAUUAAAUUUAUUUGUCUUCUGGAAAUUGGUUGUUCAAAAAGUUGGUAAACAAUUGGGACAUUAUAUCAAGAAAUUAAUGCCAUAUUGGUUGAUGGAAAUGGUCGGAAUUGAUGACAAGGAUGUUUCCAAAGCUGCUGUCAAUGCUUUCCAUCAAGCCUUUGCUCCCGAUAAACGAGAUGCGGCUAUUUUAUAUUGUGACGCUGAAAUUAUGAAUGUCUUGUUUGAAAAUUUUAAUCAGACUGUUGAGUCAUUGAGUUUAAGUGAAACAGAACAACAAAGCAUUACCAAAGAAGAAGGAGAAGAAAGGUAUUCUCGAUUUAUCACAAGCUCAAUUCUCAUGCUUAACAAGAUGAUUGAUCUUUCAAUGCAACCAAAAAAAGAUGAAAGUGGACAACAGACUUUGACACUCAAUGAGUCAUAUUCUAAAAUUUUCCGUUCCAAGAACUUUUGGAAAUUCUUAGGAAUCAAAUCCUAUAACAAUAUUAGGGAAGCCAUGAGCAGACUUUCUAUUACCUUGUUAAAGAAUGACUUGUUGUCAAAAGAUGACACAGAAGUGAUGGAAAAUAUUGUUCCAUUUAUUGCUCCCAUAUUUAUUGGAUGUUUCAAUCAGCAGCCAUUAGAACGAACCACUCUUGAUUCACUAAUUUUAUUUUUACAAAAGUUUGCGCCUGAAUGCUGGACACAUGUGAAUAUUUGGAAACAAACCUUCCCUAGAUUUUUCUCCUUCUUGAGAGAUCCACCAAAUCCUGCGAUGAACUAUUCGAUUGUUUUGCCUUUUGUCUCCAUGCUCAAUACCGAGGUAUAUGGUGCGGAAAAGUCUGUCAAAUUUGUUUCGGAUCUAUUUGAAAAUAUUUGGGUUGGAUUCGAAAAGGUUUCCUCAUCGACCAAGCAAACGAACAAAGCAGACAAAGAUGCAAUUAUUGAUACUCUUUGUGACUGCAUUAUUUAUAUCACACUUCAACCAGACAAGUACGCAAAGGAAGACCAAAAAGAUGAAGUAUUGAAUUUGACAAGAAAUGCGCUCGUGAAAACUUGCACACAUUAUUUGACAAAUUCAUGCACUGUUAAUUUCGGAAAGUAUCUCACAACUGCCAUUGGCAAGUUGCAAUCAAAAGCCGAACUUGCAGAUUACAUGUCCCAAUUUUGGACUCGAACUACCGAAUAUUGUUUGGCCAACUUGGAUAAGAUUGAUUUGGUUUCUAUUGAAAUUUUCAUUUCUAGAUGCUCUAAAGCGGACAACACUGAUCCUAUUUUGAAUCUUGCAAACACCUUGUUCCAAAAGUCCAUGAAAACAGGUCAGAUUGGAGUUGCUUGUGCAAUCGCCUUCUCCAACCACUCGGUUUUAUCUAACACUUUGUUUGAAGAAAAUUUGGAAACACUCUGGCAAACCAAUCAACAAAACGAGCAUGUUCAACAAUUGUUGGGCUUAUAUUUCACACAAUUUCCAGAACAAUUUAGCAAAUUGGAGAAGAACCUUGAGCAGGAUGUCAUGUCUAGCUCUAUCUCACUUUUUCCAUUCCUUCGAUCUUUGUAUUCUGAAGACAGCAACUUUAACCAAACAAGUUUGGUUUUGGAAAAAUCUCUUCUCGCUAGAAAAGACUUGGAUAGCAUUGAACAUUUAAUUGGUCACAAACGUUUCACUUCCAAGAGAGAACUCCGUGCUCUAUUAACUUCCAUUAUUGACCAGCAUCAAGAUAUUGAGGAGAGAGCUGUUGAAUUUAUUAUGGCCACUCCAGGAGAAUUCAGUGUCGAUAUCAAUGUCUUGUUGUCAUUAUUUAAAACUUCCCAUUACGAUGUACUUUCUCAACUUCUCUCUCCAAAGCAAGAGCAUAUUGAUGAAAUUGGUGAUGAAUUUGAGGAAGAUGAAGAACACAAGGAAGAAGAAUUCAAGAGCGUUGUCACCGAGGAAAUGAAGAAUGAACUUUUCGACAAGAUUUCAGCUUACCUCAAAGAGACUCUCACAAUGAAUCCAACCUUAACCAACGAUAUAUUGUUAGAGCAAUUCUUGAAACUCAUUGAAAUUUCUGGCACUAAAAACUACGGUGAUGCUAUUCUUUUGAAUCACAACAAGGAUGAAGUGUGGUCUUUCAUUCGAGGUAAAUGUUCCUCUAAUCUUAAACCUAUAGUUAUUGGAAAUGAAGUUAUUUGGAAUAACACCAAAGAUACCAAUUUGAAUGAGCUUGAAAAGUCUGUAUUCAUGUACAGCCGAUUGAUUUGUGUUGCCUUGGAUUAUGUUGACACUGUUCACAAGAAUGAUGUCAACACUAGAGAGAACAAAUGGGAAUGGCUGCUCCAACAAGUUCUCCAUUCCUACUAUUUUGAAUUCUUGUUCAAUGAUUACACCAAAAACUUGAUCAAUGACUUUCUCUCCAAUAUCAGAAAGAAGGACGGUUUGAAUAUCGAGUUUUGCAAUUACUUGGCACAGAGACACGAACUGGAACUCUUGAAAAUUUAUGUCUCGAUGAACUCUUCAAGCGUCUCUCAAUUGGAUUGCAACAAGUUGCUCUUUGAUUCAUUAGAGAAUGUCAAUCAAGUAAUUGAAGACAAAAACAAAUCGAGCACUUUUUAUGAAAUUACUGACUCUCUCUUUGACAACGAUACUGACCUCACCAAUCUCAAUAUUGACUUGGAGAAAGUGACUGAAUGGCUUCUUGGUUGCAUUAGCAUUAGCAGUACUUUGGAUCAACUAAAAGAUCAAAGUGAAUAUGAUCAUCUUAAUUUAUUUAAGGUUCAAACUGCAUUGUCCAUCAUGUACUGUCGAUUGAAAAGGAGUAGCGAUAGCGUUGAUCAAACCGAUGAAGAAAUUACGAUGGAUUCGAUUAUUGACUUUGCAAAAGAAUUUUAUGAAAUGAUCAAACAGCAAAAUCCAACUCAAAUCAGCAUUAUUGUUUCAAAUCUUUUGAUCAAUGCAUAUACCACAACAAACAAUACUUCUUCAAUUGGAGAUCAUUCAUUCGUUGAGGAGUUUAUAUUGAGCAACUUGAAGCAAAUUACUUUGAAUUUGGAAAACAAUUUUGAACUUUUAGACAAAAUUGUUCAUUUGGCCGCAUCUGUAGCUCGUAAAAAGAAGACUAUCAAAAUUGUACGACAACUCAUUGACACAUUCUUGGCUUUAAACAGUCAAUCAAAAACUCUAUCCAUGCAGUACCCAAUUGUCAUGGAAAGACUCAUUACUAGAACUUCCAAAUAUUUGAAACCUCUUCAACUUGCUCAAAACUAUUCAGAAAUCAAACUAGAUUCAUCAGCCAUUUCUGAAAUUAUUGAUAUUAUUGAAUUCAGUCACGUCACAAACGCAAAAAUUGUUUCUGUGGAUUUAUUGUUACUCACCGAUUAUCACACUGAUGUUGAUCGAAUUAUUGACUUUAUGGAACGUAUGAAGCAUCACAUUUCUGAACAUUUCAAUUCCAUUUUGAAAGAAAGUGCAGUUCGUAACAAACAUUUGACACAAUUUGCUCAUCUCUACUCUGAGUACAGCAAUGAUAAUAACAAUGAAUUGCCAUAUCUUCUCUCAUGGUACUAUAUUUUAUCAUUGACAGAAAAUUCAAUUCUUUCACAACAAGGAGACUCUGAUCUAUUUAACAAACUCAAAGAGAAUCAAAUGUAUGCUCCAGUAUUGAGUUUAUUAACAUGUUUCUUAUAUAGUGGUGAGGAUGUCAUGUUCUCAUUGGAAUUUAGAGAGUUUUGUGACGAUUUAAUGUACAAAUUUUCAAAGGUAUUACCUCUCUUUGUUCGAACAUGGUUUAAUGAUUGUAAUGACACAAUUGCUAUUGAUUGGAUUCAAAAGAGAUUUUUGGAAGUUUAUAGUCCUGCCAUUGUGAGAGAAGAAAUUGCUAAAAUUAAGAAAUCAGAUGCUCUCUCAAAAACAUUGGGAGCGAAAAUCUCGAUGGGUAAUCAAAUUAUUGCCAAGUAUGAACAAGAUGAAGUCGUGUUAAAACUCACCAUUAAGAUUCCAGAUUUGUAUCCUCUCAAAGCGCUUCAAAUUGAAUCGGACGAACACUCUGCUGUGAAUGAGAGCAAGUACAGAAAGUGGAUUUUGAAAAUGACGACCAUGCUCUUCAGUCAAGUCACAAGCAAUGGCGUCUCAGACGUGCUCAUGUUGUGGAAAGACAACUUGGAAAAGUACUUCUCUGGAGUGGAGCCAUGCCCUAUUUGCUACUCGGUGGUAUCAGGAAGAGAUCACCAAUUGCCAAAAAUUGAAUGUAAGGUGUGUCACAACAAAUUCCAUGGAGCAUGUCUGUAUCGUUGGUUCUCGACAAGUGGAAAUCAAUCGUGCCCAAUGUGUCGGUCGGUAGGUCAAUUCAAAUAA
Messenger RNA from Naegleria fowleri, 4707 nucleotides. RefSeq lists its product as uncharacterized. Bases 1 to 4707 code for a protein of 1568 amino acids. Gene Ontology annotation, cellular component: cytosol; RQC complex. The transcript has a single exon. Gene Ontology annotation, molecular function: zinc ion binding; ubiquitin protein ligase activity; ribosomal large subunit binding. The record is from RefSeq and is a predicted model, not a curated record. NCBI's taxonomy places the organism in Eukaryota, Heterolobosea, Eutetramitea, Acrasida, Naegleriidae. Gene Ontology annotation, biological process: ribosome-associated ubiquitin-dependent protein catabolic process; rescue of stalled cytosolic ribosome.